AUGUCGAGGGUUACCAAGUGGAAGCUUGAGAAGACCAAACUAAAAGUGGUCUUUCGGCUUCAAUUUCAUGCAACUCAUAUUCCACAAAGUGGAUGGGAUAAGUUAUUUAUAUCUUUUAUCCCGGCAGACUCAGGAAAGGCAACUGCUAAGACCACAAAAGCGAAUGUCAGAAAUGGCACAUGUAAAUGGGCAGAUCCUAUUUACGAAACUACCAGGCUCCUACAGGAUGCUAAAACCAAACAUUAUGAUGAGAAGCUGUACAAACUUGUUGUGUCCAUGGGUUCUUCACGAGCUAGCAUCCUUGGUGAGGCUAUGAUAAACCUUGCUGAUUAUGCUGAUGCAUUGAAGCCUUCUGUAGCUGUGUUACCUCUUCAUGGAUGCAGUACUGGAACAACAUUACAUGUCACUGUGCAGCUUCUUACUUCUAAAACUGGGUUCAGAGAGUUUGAGCAGCAGAGGGAAACCAGAGAGAAGGGCUUGCAAACUGGUGAUAAGCACGACGAGAGUAGUCUUGCCAAGUCAGAUAAUACAACUGAAAAUGUGGAUAAGAUUGGUGCAAGGAUCAGAUCCAGAUCAGAUGCUAGGGAGCUUUCUUCAGUGGAAGAAGAAACUGGAAAUGAAGAAUCCGGAGACUUGGCUGUCGGUUUUGAUGGCUCAUCAAAUACAUCAGGAAGUUUAUAUGCAGAAAAGAUUGAUUCCUCCAGCGCGCAUGAAAUUGAUAGCCUGAAGAGUACAUUUUCCGGUGAUACAAAUGGUGGUUUGCAGUAUCAAAAUCCACAGAUGCAGAAAGUGGAUCCUUCUGACAGUCACAAUAUUGUGGGACUUGGGAUUCGUGAUUCAGUUCAGGGAUGGUGUUCAGCCUACCCCAUGAAUAAUGACUUGGCAAUGGCGUAUGAUGAGAAUAACAGGCUCAGAGGCAACUUGGAUUUUACAGAAUUAUCUAUUUUUGAUCUUAAGCUAGAGCUAAGCUCUUUGCAAAGCCAAGCUGAUGAAAUAGGUAUUCAAACACAGAAGUUUUCCCAUGUACUUGCCACUGAGAUUUCUUCAUAUCAAGACCUGUCAUCAGAGGUUGCUUUCCUGAAGUCAGAAUGUUAUAAAUACAAAGAUGAAAUUGAAAGGCUUAGAAAUUUAAAAGUAAGCCAUCAAAUUGCCAAUAGUGGUCAUUUUCGGCAUCAUCACCUGCUCCAGGACAUACAGGUUCAGUGGAUGAAAGGAAUCGUAGUUGUGGAGGACAUGACUAGAGAACUUCAAAGCAAGGUGUAUCUUGGUUUACAUGAAAGAGACUCUCCGUUUCUUCAUGCGGAGUUUGAGGCAUUGUUAAAUACUUUGCAAGAUCUCAAACGUGGAACAGGGGAAGCAAUUUCCUUGUUUAAUGUGGUCUCUGCUGAGAAGACUGACUUGAAAGAAAUAAGAGAAACUUCUCCACACAGGGUUGAUCAAUUUGGAUCUGGAACAGGGCUUGAACUUGAAGUAUGUGAGCCUGAAAUACUGCUUCGCAAUUUCAGCAUUCCACCACUCGUUUCUCAAGAAACGGAUUCUAUAGGUACUAUUGAUACCAUGAAAAAGCACAUUGUGGAUCUUGUAAGAGAGCUAGAUGGGGCUAAAACUGAGAAGGAAAGUCUCACAAGAAAAAUGGGACAGAUGGAAUGCUACUAUGAAGCUCUUAUUCAAGAGCUUGAAGAAAAUCAGAAGCAAAUGCUGAUAGAGUUACAAAAUAUCCGGAAUGAGCAUUCUACGUGCUUUUAUACACUUUCAACCAAUAAGGCCGAAAUGGAAUCAAUGCGCCAGGAUAUGAAUGAGCAGAUUUUACGUCUUGCAGACGAGCGCCAUGAUUUGGAUGCUCUCAACAAGGAGCUUGAGCGAAGGGCUACUACCUCAGAAGCAGCUCUGAGAAGAGCUCGCUUGAACUAUUCUAUUGCAGUAGGUAAAUUGCAAAAUGAUCUGGAGCUGCUUUCCUCACAAGUAGUGUCCAUGUUUGAGACUAAUGAGAAUCUUAUCAAGCAAGCUUUUUCAGAAACUUCCCAGCCUCCUUUUCUGGGAUAUAUGGAUCAAAUGCAUAAUCUUGAACUGUCUGAUGCUACAAGGGUCCAGCAGAGUAUGAAUCAAAAUGUGGGUCCACGAAAACAACAAGGUGGAGAUGUUCUUCGUCUAGAGGACUUGAAAAGAUCACUCUCUCUGCAGGAAGACCUUUAUCGGAAGGUUGAAGAAGAGCUUGUGGAAAUGCAUUGUGCAAACUUACAACUGGAUAUAUUCUCAAGGACUCUUAAGGAAGCAUUAAGUGAGGCUAUAUCUGACAUGAAGCUACUCAGAAUAGGUAUGGAUGAACUGGGGGAGAAUUUGAGUGUUUCAAAUACAUCCAAGGAUCUGUUGAUGGGAAAGCUGCAGGAUGCAAUUGAUGAUAUUCAUAUUCUCAGCGAGUACAAGAUCAGUUGCACUGCUGAAAAUAAUGAUCUGGCCAUGCAGAAUGAGUUUUUAAAAUCCAAAUUAGAAAACAUUUCAGUGGAAAAUUCGUUGCUUUUGGAGAAGGUUGCUGAUUGGGAAGCAAUUACAAUGGAAUGCAGAAAUUACGAGAGCCGUUAUGAGCUUUGUUUGGCUGAGAAAAAUGAGCUAUCAGUUCUACUGGAGCAGGAAGCUUCCGUAUCUAGCAAGCUUCAAAAUGAGAAUUCUCUUCUCAACCAAGAGUUGGCAACUACCAAAGGUGAACUUUCUGAACUGAAGUCUCUCAAAGAAAAUCUAGAGGGAACUGUCAGUUUUGUAGAAGAGAAACUGGGUAAUCUAUUGGCCUUUUGUGAUGAAACUCUGACAGGGCUUUCUCUAUCUCAUGAGAGACAGGUCCCUUUGGCAAAGACAAAAAGUUGCAAAGAUGUCGUCUUGCUAUUUGAAGAGAUCCAGCAUACUUCUUGUUCCAAGAUUCUCCAAUUAAUGGAGGAGAAUAGCAGUCUAGAAAAGGAGAGGCAAAACGCUGUUAUGUCCUUGAGUGCUACAAAAUCUGAAUUUCUGGCAGUAAAGCAGAUGUUCAAAAAUAAUAUACAGGAUAUGGUGUUUAAGUUGGAUGUCUCUAAUGCUGUGGUGGAAAAUCUUCAAGUUAAAUUUGAAACCUUCUCUAAUAGAAUGCUCAGUAGUUCUGAAGCUGAAGAAAAAUUUAUUGAGCAACAGAGAGAGCUAUUGGCUGAUCUUGAUUUUUUGGAACAUGAGCUUCAUAAUCUGAUGUCUAAAGAUGGACAUCUAGUUCAGGGGAUCUUGAGUAUGGAGGAUUUGGCUGCUGAAUGUGGAAGGAGUUCAUCAUAUGAAAGGAGUACUUCAACCAUUUCUGCUCUAAUACGAGAGAAGCAAGAGUUGGUCAUCACUUUACAGGAUAAAACUGUGGAAUCAGCCAAGCUUGCAUCUGAAGUUAGCCUUCUAAAAGAAGAUCUGGGAAGUGUGAACAAUGAGUUGAAUGCUGAGAGAGAUCUAAAAAGCAAGCUGGCAAGUAAAGUUGGAGAUCUUACUCAUCAGUUGAAUAGAGAACAAGAUAAAUUGCUUGAGUUUACUGAGCUAAAAGCUGAGCUGGAUAGUCUGAAGCAGCUGGUUGCAGACCUAGAGUUGGAGAACUCUAGGCUUUCGCAUCUUUUGUUUCAGUGCGAGAAAAAGCUUCAUGAGCAGUCCUCUUGUAUGAAUGGUAUUGAAAAUGACUUGUCAGAUAUGCAUGAAUCUUUAAUUUCUGCUGAUGUUACCGUUGUUUUUCUAAUAAGCAUGCACAAGAGCAGAAUGGAGGAACUAGGGCAGCGAGUUAGAUCUUCUGAUCAUGGUUUCAGUGAGCUUCUGAGGAAGUAUCAUGAUCUGGAAAAAUUGUUGCAAGUUUCUCUUGUUAAGGAAUCUUGUUUCACUAAAGAGAAAAUGCAUUUUGCUGAAAUAAAUGAAUCGCUAAGAUCAGAUUUGGAAGCCUCUGCUACCCAUAACAGAUUUCUUUCAAACGAGAAUAGUGCUAUCAGGGCUCAACUUGAGGAAUACAGGAUGAAGCUUAAAAAUCUGGAGGCCAAGAUGUCAAAGGAUAAAGAGCAGUAUACGCUUGAGCUGGAAUAUUUGGAAGACAAACUGAAAAAUGCAGAAGAAGAGACCCUGAGUUUAAUUUGUGCCAAGGAACAAUUGGAAAUCACCGUUCUCGUUCUGAAGGACAAAUUAGAUGAACAGUUUUCUUGUGUUAGUGUGCUGGAAGCAUGUCAACAUGAGCUUACAAAAAUGUGUGCCGCUAAUUCUGAACUUUCAGAUAAGCUCUCUCAGCAUGUUUUGAAGUCUGAAGAAGUCAGGAACAUCUCUAUGCUCAAUGAAAAGGCUUUCAAUGUUUGUGAUUUGAAGGUUGGAACACCAGAGGACAAAGAUCAGCGUGCCUUUGAGAUGGAGCAUUUAAGGAGCAAACUGGAAAAUGCUGAAGAAGAAGCAAACAAUCUGACAUUGAAUGACAUACAGUUGGAUAUCCUAACUAUAUUUUUAAGGAACAAGUUAGAUGAACAACUUACUUGUGCAAGGUUGAUAGAAGAACGUGAGAGUGAGCUGAUGGCUUUACGUGCUGCUAAUGAUGAGCUUUCAGACAAGCUCACUAAGCAGGCCUUGAAAACUGAGGAACUAAAGAACUUGUCUAUCCGUUUGAAGGAGCUCAAAGACAAGGCUGAGGCUGAAUGUGUUAUUUCUAAGGAAAACCGAGAAGCUCAAGAACCUCCUGUUGCCUUACAAGAAUCUUUGCGCAUGGCCUUCAUCAAGGAGCAGUAUGAGACCAAGAUCCAAGAGCUGAAGCAACAAGUUGCCAUCUCCAAAAGACAUGGCGAGGAGAUGCUAAUGAAAUUACAAGAUGCUGUAGAUGAGAUUGAAAAUAGGAAAAGGUCUGAAGCUUUGUAUUCAAAGAAAAAUGAAGAACUGGCACUCAAACUUUUGGCAUUAGAUGAUGAACUGCAGUCAGUGCUUUCUGAUAGCCGGGAAAAGGCCAAAGCCUGUGACCGAAUGAAGGCAGAGCUGGAAUGUGCACUCCUAAGCUUUGAAUGUUGCAAGGAAGAAAAGGAAAAACUUCAGAUUGCUCUGCAACAGAGUGAGAAGGAAAAUAGUAGAAUCUCUGCUGAACUUGUUUUGACAAAACAACAGGCAGAGGGUGUUGGGUCUUUGGAAAUUGCUUCAGAGGAAGAAUUAAUUUCGAUGAAAAGAGUUGAUCUUCUGCACAAUGAUCACUCCAGAGAUUCCUUCCCAAAUCCUGCUUGCCAUGAGAAUUUGUUGUACCAGGAAGCAGAAGACCUGAAUCUGGCAUUAAAUACCCGAACUAUUCAGGAUGAUUCAGUGGAAAAAGAUGUGUGUGCAACUCCAGAACAUGCAGUUCCUGAAGCGGUCUCACCGCCAGAACAUGUUGAGCAGAACAGUUACCUUCUUCACACUGCUAGCUUAAGGUCCAGCAUUAAUCAUCUGCAUGAAGAGUUAGAAAGAAUGAAGAAAGAGAAUUCCCUGUUUCCUGAUGAUGUCCAUUUUGACUCGGACUGCCAUGAUCUGCAGAAUGAGCUCAUGCGCUUGGAAAAGGCCAAUGCGGAACUGAGAAGCAUCUUUCCUUUGUAUAAUGAAAUUUCAACUGGUGGAAAUGCCCUGGAAAGGGUACUUGCUCUGGAAAUUGAGCUUGCUGAAGCGCUGAGAGCAAAACAUAAAUCCCAACUUAAUUUCCAAAGUUCUUUCAUAAAACAACAUAGUGAUGAGGAAGCUAUACUGAAAAGUUUUAGAGAUAUCAAUGAGCUGAUCAAAGAAUUGUUAGAAGUGAAAGGAAGAUAUGCAGCUGUGGAAGCUGAAUUGAAAGAUAUGCAUGACCGUUACUCGGAUCUAAGCCUCAAGUUUGCCGAGGUUGAAGGCGAUAGACAAAAGAUCAAGAUGACCCUGAAAAAUGUUCGAGCAUCCAGAAAAGUUUUGCAUCUGAAUAGGUCAUCAUCAACCACUAGUGCAGAUGUUUCAUCCUAA
Molecule: messenger RNA, 5961 nt
Organism: Oldenlandia corymbosa var. corymbosa
Lineage: Eukaryota; Viridiplantae; Streptophyta; Magnoliopsida; Gentianales; Rubiaceae
Source: the annotation of a GenBank genome assembly